AUGCCACAGUCCACAUUCAACAUGGAAUCAAGCAACAGUUUUAUCUUCAUAUCACUGCUGUUUCUUGCAAUUAUUUGCAUCGUUUACUGUCGUAAAAAGCUCUCCUACUGGUCUAGUCUCGGAAUAGAGCAGCUGCCAUCUCCUCAUUGGUUCUUCGGGCACUAUAAGGAAGGAAUUCUAUUUCAAGCAAGUCCAGGCUGGCAUUUAGGCCAGCUGUACAAGCGAGCUGGCGACGCGCCGCUCGUCGGCUUCUACAUCUUCCACAAGCCAUGUUUGCUUAUAAAAGAUCCUACGAUCAUCAAACAGAUAUUCAUUAAAGACUUUAACAAGUUCCCUGACAGACAUUUCGCGGGGAAUACUCAGAAAGACAGUAUCGGCUUGAGGAACCUGUUCGCUGUGAGGGGUAAGGACUGGAAGUAUAUGAAGCAGAAGAUGGGUCCGGUGCUGAAUAAGUCGUUGAGGCAGAUGCUGCCGCUCAUGACGGAGGCUGGGGAGCCGAUGAUGCGGCACAUCGACUUGAACAUGGGCAAGGAGUUAGAUAUGCAGGAUUUGGUUUACAAGUCGACUGCCGAUCUGAUCGCGAGCGUGGCGAUGGGGACGAAGAUUGACUCUUUUAGUGAUCCGAACGGAGAGCUACCUCGUCGUAUGUCGGAAUACUUCUACAGCUUCGAGCGCAUGCUGGCGCUCGUGUCCGUCUUCUUCAUGCCCGACGCCGUAGACUCGGUAAUCGGAUCCCUCCUCUUCUUCAAGUCUAAGUUCAUCAGAAAGGUGUUCUGGACCGCGAUGGAGGAAAGAGAGAGAUCGGGAGAGGAGAGGGGAGACUUUGUGGACCUCGCUAAAAAGAUGCAGAAUGAGCCUCAGAGCCCGUACGAAUUCUCUGGCGACAACCUGAUACACCAAGCCGGUACAUUUUUCUCCGGGUUCGAGUCCAGCGCCGCCACCGCCGCGUUCACGCUCAUGCAGCUUGCUAGGAACAGGUCUAUUCAAGAGCGGGCGAGGGCAGACGUCCAACGGGCGGUGCAGAAACACGGCUGGACUUACGAAGCCUUCGUGGACAUGAGAUACCUGCAGCAGUGCCUUCAGGAGACCAUGAGGAUACAUCCGCAGGUGUCCACCCUGGACCGCGUCGGCGGGGAGGACUAUCAGAUACCAAACACCAACAUAACCAUAAAGAAAGGCACAGCCGUGUACGUUUCCAUCUACGGGCUACAUGAGGACCCGCAGUACUUCGAGGACCCCGGGACCUUCGACCCCAGCCGCUUCGACCAGGGCAGGGGAAUUUCCGAGGCCUACAUGCCCUUCGGAGCCGGGCCCAGGAUGUGUCUCGGUGAGUUUCAGGUCCACGCCCAAGUUUCACCAGCUUGA
This is a messenger RNA of Cydia amplana, 1365 nucleotides long. Its product is annotated as cytochrome P450 6k1-like. The coding region runs from base 1 to 1365 and encodes 454 amino acids. The transcript has 6 exons. Lineage: Eukaryota; Metazoa; Arthropoda; Insecta; Lepidoptera; Tortricidae. Gene Ontology annotation, molecular function: monooxygenase activity; oxidoreductase activity, acting on paired donors, with incorporation or reduction of molecular oxygen; heme binding. The record is from RefSeq and is a predicted model, not a curated record.